CCGGUUUUGCAUGGAGCUUCGGGAGCUCGGAACGUCAUGAAAAAAAUACCUACCUAACGUACCUGGAGGCAUUCCAGCAAAAGCCGCAUCAGCUCACUAGGGGAGAACAAAUCCACAUCGCAGCGACAUUGCCCCUUAUACAUUUGCAGCAAACGGCCGCAAAGGGUAUCAGACAAGCACCAACUUGCUGGCCAACUGUCGCGAAUUCCCCGUACUCCGGAAAUCAUUCUCGGCGCAUAAGCUUCGGCGUUAAGCAGGCGUUGGAGGACCUGGCCUCCCGUCAGCCUUCCCGGGCCUGUUUGCGCUCUCAGGUGUCCCAAGGUCAACAUCCGCUACGAUGCUACGAAGUGCGCUUGGGGCUAUCGAUGCCCUUAUUGGAGCGGGCGUGACUCCGGGGAAGAUCGCAAGACAGGCUGUUGGAAACAGAGGAUGGAUGGGGAAGAUGUCUGCGACGGGCCCAGUUGUACGUGUACCAUGGCAACAGAGAGCGUUCAUGUCACAGCUCAGAACAACAAGGCCUACUUUCGCUCGCUCGAGGUUUGGGCGGCCUAGGUCACCGUUUCUUAUUAGGCCGAGGCGCCCUUUCCAUUCAUCACGGCCGAAGCGAGCGGAUGCGGCGGACAAGACCGGGAAUGCGUCUGGGGAGCCGUUGUCGGUUAGCGCGAGGAUGAAGAAGCUGUCGAGGGAAUAUGGGUGGUCUGCGGUGGGAGUAUACCUAGCAUUGUCGGUCCUCGACUUCCCGUUCUGCUUCUUGCUCGUGCGGACCGUUGGCACCGAGAAGAUUGCACACAUCGAGCACGUCGUCGUUUCGAACGUCAAGAAGAUCAUUCCCGACAGCGUCGAGACGUGGUGGCGCGAAUACCGCCAAGCGCUCGGGGAGGCAAAGCGGGAGCGCAUGGGCGAGACUGGCGAGACCGAUGUCAUCUACCACGGGGUCGAGGAGGCCGAGAAGAGGAGCUCGCAAGAGGGAGCUAGCUUAGCCACGCAACUAGCGCUCGCCUAUGCCAUUCACAAGAGCUUCAUCUUUCUCCGCGUUCCGCUGACGGCUGCUGUCACGCCUAAGGUAGUCAAGGUGCUCAGAUCCUGGGGCUGGGAAAUUGGAAAGAGGAGAGUGAAAAGCCCAGUGAAGAAUUAGAGCAAGGACCUCCGUGUGGGUCAUUCCACACCAGCCGUGUCGACGGUGAGCAGGGGAGUGAGUGUCUUUGGGUAGCGGCGUUAAGUGAGCGGUAACUGCAUGAGCGCAUGGACUAGCAUCUCCCAUUAGACUGUAACAUCACCUUGUACCAGAUACCGAAAUACAUUUAAUGCUGACGGU
Messenger RNA from Chaetomium strumarium, 1315 nucleotides. RefSeq lists its product as uncharacterized. Gene Ontology annotation, cellular component: mitochondrion. The coding region runs from base 338 to 1135 and encodes 265 amino acids. The record is from RefSeq and is a predicted model, not a curated record. The transcript is spliced from 3 exons. Lineage: Eukaryota; Fungi; Ascomycota; Sordariomycetes; Sordariales; Chaetomiaceae.